Molecule: messenger RNA, 564 nt
Organism: Meloidogyne enterolobii
Lineage: Eukaryota; Metazoa; Nematoda; Chromadorea; Rhabditida; Meloidogynidae
Source: the annotation of a GenBank genome assembly
AUGCAACAAAUUCCAGAGGAUGUAAUUAAAAAAUUAUCUGAUUUUGACAAAGCUUUGACUUCUUUUGAAGAUGCUUUAGAUAAUCAUUUAAAUUUACAACAAAACGAACAUACUUCAAAUUUGGAUAAAGCAAAAUUCGAAUUGGCUACUCUUUUUGCUGUAAAUUCUCUUUAUUGGACUUAUUUACAUUGCAAAGGAAAGGAUCCUAGUCAAAACAGUGAACUUGCUGUUGAAUUGAACAGAACAAAAGAAUAUAUUGCAAAAUUAAAACAAUAUGAAGAUUUAAAUAAAAGACCGAAAUAUGAUGGGAAAACUGUUGGGCGUUUUGUUAAGCAUGCUUUGUUUAAUUUAAAUGAGGACAGUCAAAAUAGUAGAAAUGAUGAGUUUUGCCAAUCUUCAAUUAAAAACCAAAAAAACAAUUCUUCUUUUACCAAUUGUGAGGUUACAGUUCUUUCUGAUAAUGAAGAAGAAGGGCAAGAUGAUGAUGAUGAUAUUGAAGUUAUUGAAGAUAAAGAAGAAGGAGAAUUAGAAGAAAUUCCAAAAAAGAAAUUUAAAAAAAUUUAA